CCCGUUACACUGGGGGGAUAGCCUAGCUCACGAGGAAUAACCAGAGGAAUAGCCCUAUUUUUACACAAUGUUAUCAAGUGGAUGGACAGUAAACAAAACCCUCUUGUUGAUGAACUGAGAAGGAUUGAGAAGAUUUACUCUAGACUGGGGCUGCAUCUUGGAUCUUGGCUCUUUGAGAAAUGCCGGGGCUAACGAGGAACUGUGUUUUUUGGGUUGUGUCUGCCAUCCUUCUGACAGGAUACUUUGACACGGAUGCUUCGCAUGGGGUUGCUAUGGAUAGAGGUUUGGUAGUGAAACACUUGAAUUCUCAAGACCUCUCUGGGAUUUCAAGACAACUGGAGUCAGAUGAAGGUCUGGAGGCCUUGACCCACAAGACAUACAAAGGAAAGGGUGCUAUUUCUAGACGAAAGCGGAAUAUUCUUUUUCCCAGUGGAGUGAAGCUUUGUUCUCAAGAGACUGUAGACCAGGCGAUAGAAAACCAUCUGAAGUACUUUCACCAGCGAGUGUGUCAGGAGACGGUGUGGGAGGCGUUCAAGAUCUUCUGGGACCGUCUACCUGAGAGAGAUGAGUACCAGGCCUGGGUUAACUUAUGUCAGGAUGGAACUGUCAGCGUGAUGGAGAUUGGCAGCAACUUCAGCCGAUCAGAGGAGCACGUCUCUCUUGUUAGGGCUAGAGUGGUGAUGACUGCUGCUCUGAAUAGCGAGCCCACAAGCUCAGGGUCCAAAGUGUGCAGUCCAACCGCGGCAACUCCACCAGAAUUGGCCACCACCCAAAAAGACAAUGAAGUCAUUGUCGUACAGCCAGACACCUUCCCAACCUUGCGAGGAGAUGUUGACGUCAUUCCUGUCAUUACUGCAGAGCCAGUUGAGGAGGUCACAGAGAUGGUCCCGCCAGAAACGACUGACUCUGUGACUGAAGAUGCUGACAUUGACGUCACCUCAGAGACCGACGAGACAAUACAGGAGAUAGGAGAGGACGCCACUACCGAAGCUGCCUUUGACAUCAACUCCGAAACAGCAGUUGAAGUCAUUGCUGAGACUAGCGAUGAGGCUGUCCAGGAGGUUAAUAUGGCUGCUGUUGAGGAAACAUCCGAUGCUACCUCAGAUGACACUGUGGAGAUCACACCUGAACCUAUUGUCACUGUCAUCCACGAGCCCAUUAAUGAGGUUAUUGGGAAAAUGUAUGAGGAAGUAAUCUCAGAUACCACACACAAUACAGUGGAGGAGGCAGAAGAGGCCGCUGCAGAGGUCCCAACAGAAGCUGCCAUUGUGAUCCCUAUAGAGGUCCCAUCAGAGGCUGCCAUUGAGAUCCCUGCAGAGGUCCCUUCAGAAGCUGCCAUCGAUAUGCCUGUUGGGUCCACAGACAAGGAUAUCCCAGAACCUGAAAUAACAUUUAUUCCAGAAACUUCUUUGGAGGACAUUUCUGAAACCACUUCUGAAGCGCCUUCGGAGGCUGCCACAGAAAUCACUUCAGAUACCAUGUACAAGGAGAUCACAGAGGGUACUACAGAAAUCACUUCAGAUACCAUAGACAAGGAGAUCACCGAGGCUACUACAGAAAUCACUUCAGACACCAUAGACAAGGAGAUCACAGAGGGUGACACAGAAAUCACUUCAGAUAUCAUAGACAAGGAGAUCACAGAGGGUGACACAGAAAUCACUUCAGACACCAUAGAUGAGAAGAUUAAAGAGGCUGCCAUAGAGGUCACUUCAGAUACCACAGAUGAGGAGAUCACAAAGGCUGCGGUAGAAGAAAACAUCACUUUGGAGACCACUUCAGACAUUGCUACCAAGGCAACGUCAGAAGAUACUACAGAUGAGGAUAUUCCAGAGGAUGCAGCAGAAUUAACUCCAGACAUUUCUCCAGAGGACACUUCUGAGACUACAGAUGAGGAAGCUGCAGCAGAGUUGACUCCAAAAGUUUCUCCAGAGGACAAUUCAGAGCCUGAAGCUGCCAUGGAGAUCCCUUCAGAGGGUUCAGAUGGAGACGUUCAUGAGCUCCCUGUGGAGGUCACCUCAGAGGCUACCGUAAAUGUUGCCCCAGAAGACACUGAAGAGGAGACCCCUGAGAUUUUAGAGGAAGUUAUCUCAGACGCCACAACGCAUUUGAUUCUCGAGGCUACUGAGGAGAUCACUCCAGAGGCUGUGCUAGAGGAUACUUUGGCCACUACUACUAAUGAAGUGGUAAUAGAGAUUGGUCCUGAGGAAGAAGUCACUCCAGAAACUUCCGUAAAUGCCGUUCCAGAGGAUGUAACAGGGAUCACUGAAGAAGCAACAAUAAAGGCUGAAGUCACUCCUGAGGCUGAAGUAGAGAUGAAGGAAGUUACGGUGGAGGUCACCUCAGAAGCCACUUUGGAGGUCACUCCUGAGGUUGAAGUAGAGGUAACUCCAGAAUAUGUAGUGGAGGAACCUCCAGAGGCUGAGGAGAUUACAGAAGAAACUGCAGUAGAGGACAAUCCCGAGGUGGAGAUAGAGGUAACUCCGGAGUCUACUGAAGAAGUUCCUGAGGAAGCAGAAGAGGUCCCUUUGGAGACUGCAGUGGAAGACACUCCAGAGGCUGUAGAAGAAAUCCCCCCAGAGACUGUAGAGAUAACGCUGGAAGCUGCUGAAGAAGACUCAAGAGAAACUGUAGAAGAAAUAGUUUCAGUGACUCCAGAAGAGAUAACACCAGAACCUUCAGACGAAGAAAUUCCAGAAACUUCAGAGGAGGAAAUUCCAGAACCAUCAGAGGAGGAAACUCCAGAGGCUUCAGAAGGGGUCCCAUCUGAGGCAGUAGACGAGAUCAUUCCAGAAGCUACAGAAGAGGCUUCCAAAAAGAUAAUUACAGAAACUACAGAAGAGGCUUCCGAAGAGAUCAUUUUAGAGCGUUCAGAAGCUGCAGCAGAGAUAACCACAGAGGCUGCAGGUGAGUCCACACCAGAGGCGACACAGGAGGCUGCUGUGGAGAUUACUCAUGAGGUCACCACUGAAACUGGAAUUUUGACGGACACAGAGGAGAACAAUAAUGGCGAUCGUUAUAGGGAUGCAGAGGAGAACAAUAAUGGUGGUCGUUAUAGGGUCACAGAAGAACCAGAAGAAACAAAUGAUGACUUCCUGGGGAUCCAAGAUAUCAUAACAGAGGUGGAAAACACACUGGGCAAUGAGGUCGAGGACAUCAUGACGAGGCCGUCCACACCCAUGAAGGAGCAGGUGGUAGAACUCAGCAUCCAGCUGAAGGGAGAGAACUACAACGACGCCCUGAGAGACCCCUCUAGCUUCUACUACCAACGCGUGGCCAAACAUUUCACCCAUAAGAUUGAAGAUGCAUUUGAAAGGUUACCAGGGUUCAAGAAGGUCUUUGUAGUUGAAUUCAGGCCCCAGAAGGACCUUCAAAGGGGUAUCUUGUCUGUGGUAGUCCACUACGCAGUGACUCUGGAAGUGGACGGGGCAGGCAUCAGUAACGAGACCAUGGACUACAUCAACCUCCAGUCCAACGUGGUGGAGAAGUCUUACCGUGACGCUGUUGAACGCCCCACUGUGGUCUACACCAUAACAGACUUCCGAAACUACAUCACUGAAGCCCUGCACAAGGAGAACUUCAUGAGCAACACAACUCUGGAUGUAGACCCCGAAUCAAUGCAGCAAGAACAAGUUGAUAACUUGUUUCUGGGAGGGAGACCCACCACCAAACCAGAAGAGUCCAAUGACAUGAUGGACAAUGUUCUGGCUGCUGAGAAACCACCAGAUGCUCCUGGCCAAGACUUGGAUGUCAGCGACAUCUUCCUGAAGAAGGAUGAUUUCCUGUUUCCUGUGGACCCUUUGAAAGGCUCCGGGAGCGUUGUGGCCAGUGAAAAUGAUGUGUUCGUUCUGGAUGAAACCACCUUGCCACCCAGCACCACUGCUGUCCCUGCAGAGAAUAAUGGAAAUAUUGAAGAAGAGGGAUUUAUUCUCAGUAACACUCAGCAAGACUCUGAUACUCCCGAUGGGGAUGGUGUGGUCGGUGCUGGAGGCUCCUCUACCUCCUCCCCUUCACAACCACAGACCACAGAGGCCCCGGUCCCGGCACCUCCCAGAGUAAACCCAGAUUUGGAUGUUGGCUCUGGCUCCGGCUUCUCUGGGGAUGACCAAGGGGCUGACGUCGUCCCAUGGUUUCCCGUGACAACUGAGGAGACAGACUACAUAGAGGAGGAGGAGGAUUCUGUGGUCUGUGAGGUGCAUUUACCAGAUCCAGAAGUGGAACCGAAGGAGGAAGAGAAGAAGGAGGAGGAGAAGGGGGAAGAGAUCACCGAAUCUGUCCAGACUGAAUCUCCAGAGGAUAUGGGUCCUUUUGAGUCCCAUCCAGAAUCUGCCCCAGUUGAAGAAGAGCCACAAUGGCAUUUCUUGGACAGACUGCCUGUGACCCAAGACAUUAGUACCCGACCUGACUACACGACCACAGCUGAAGCCCCUGUGUUCUGGACCGCAGAGACCCUGACCGUGGAGCUCUCCAUACAGACGCUGGAGGCCUCUGGGAUUUAUGACAAUUAUUACCCAAGCGAACCAUUCACCAUCAUAGCACCAGUCACUGAUUAUCCCUAUCCUCAGUUUUACACCACUGAGGCCUUGGUGUUGGAAGGGCCAGCAGCUGAGACCCAUGGUUCUGUUGAGGAGCUGUCGGAGCCAACUAGUCCAAUAGAGGUUGAACUCCCCACAGUCACAGAGUCACCUACCUUCAUAGACAUGGAGCUGUUCACAGUCAAGGAGUCCAUCUUCGAUAUGAUCACCUUCGAACCACCAGAGAUCGAAGCCUUCACCGACAGACCUUUACUCUUGGUGCCCGAUCCUGAGGAUGAAGAUGGAGAGGUGGAGAUCUUGGAGGAACAGGGGGCGGAGGUUGCAGGGCCCUUGGCCACAGUACUCCCAGCCCUUGACAUCUCAGAGGAGGACCUAGCUGAAGAUCAAAUCUUUGUUGUGGCUGCAGGUACAGCAGCCCCGGAAGUCAUAGAGUCUCAUAGCAUCUUAUCCCCCGAGAAGGAAUCUCCCUUCUCUCGUAUAUCUGACUCUGUACCAGAAGAGGAGGAAGCCACACACCAUCCAGCCACCACAGAAAUAGCACCACAUGGUGACAUUGAAAUCUCUGAGACACCUGAAAUUGCCCCAACAAUCCUACCUCCAUUCUUCCAGCCCACAUUCAGACCCACAGAAAACCUGCUUGAGGCAGCAGAAGAGUCAGAUGUUAGCAUUGAAGAAGGAGAUGUUAGCAUGGCGCUAGCACCCCCUUCCCCAGCUCACGACACAUACGAACUAGAAGUCGGCACUUCAAUCCAAGCGGUUGGAGACCCUGCACCAGAAUCCCCCAUGUCGGAAAUUGACCUCACCUUCAACGUGUAUGACGGAACGAGUCGCAUGGACGGGGACAGCAGCGGGUACUCCAGCAUCGCCCAUGGAUCAGACAUGGGCAGCAUCGCCAUGGCGAAGAGCCCUGGCAAGGAUCUGAUGGUGUUCUUCAGCCUGAGGGUGACCAACAUGAUGUUCUCUGAGGAUCUCUUCAACAAGAGUUCCACAGAGUACAAAGCCCUGGAGCAGAGGUUCCUCGAACUGCUCGUCCCUUACCUGCAGUCCAACCUCAGCAACUUCCAGAACCUGGAGAUCCUGAAUUUCCGUAACGGCAGCAUCGUGGUGAACAGCAGGAUGAAGUUCGGGAAGCCCGUCUCUCGGGGGGUCACCAACACUGUCUACCUUAUCCUAGAGGACUUCGCUAACUCAGCCUUCCAAACCAUGAACCUCUCCAUAGACAAAUACUCACUGGAUGUGGAAUCAGGCAACCAGGCAAACCCCUGCAAGUUCCAAGCGUGUAAUGAGUAUUCGAUGUGCACGGUGAACCGCUGGUCCGGGGAGGCGGAGUGUGUGUGUGACGCGGGUUACUUCAGCGUGGACGGACUGCCGUGCCAGAGUAUCUGUGACCUGCAGGAGGAUUUCUGUCUCAACGAUGGGAAGUGUGAUGUCAUCCCCGGCAAGGGAGCCAUCUGCAGAUGUCGUGUAGGAGAGAAUUGGUGGUACCGCGGGGAACACUGUGAGGAGUAUGUGUCAGAACCUCUUGUGGUGGGCAUCGCCAUAGCGUCGGUGGCUGGCUUCCUAUUGGUGGCCUCUGGGGCAAUCUUCUUCCUGGCCAGGACUCUGAGGGACGGUUAUGACAAGGAGGAUUCAGAGGAUCCUCUACGAGAUCGGGACAGUGUGCCAUCCUUAGAGAGAGCCACCAAGUUCAACCCCAUGUAUGAGAGUGAUGUGGCCACGGCAGAGUACUACAGACGGUACGAAGACAACGUGCCGCACCACAGUACGGGCAGCGCAGACCCCUCUGUGGACUUCUGCAGUGACGAGAUACUCCAAAUCUACGACAACUCCGAGCUCACCAGAGAGCAAAUUCAGGACCGCCUAAGGAUAAUUGAGCUGUGUGCCAAAGACCGUCAGUUUGCAGACUUUGUACGGCAGCAUCAAGUAGCGCUGGACAGAAGAGCGAGCUCUGAAACAUAGGAAUGCUGGAGAGCCAGCUGAUCACUGUGAACCUCAAGAAACAUGCCUUUGUCUUUGACUUGAGAAAGAGGAAAGUGUCUUCUGUUGCCAUGGUGCUUCUGAUGGACUCUGCAGGAUGACCAGAUGAAGAGGAUGUAUAUUUAAAGAACAUCUUCUCUAUGAGGCGUGAUGUGUUGUGCUGUUGCAACGUGUCACUGACUCUGUUUCUAUGACCUGAUCUUUUUCUAAAGGUGGAAUACACUGUAAAUACUUUGAUUUUUGUUGUUUCAUUUUUUUUCUUCGGUUAUCACAGCCAUCACCUUAUCCUAUGAGCUAGCCUCCUGCUCAGCUAGCCAUCAAACAUCUAGAUACAGUUACUGUCAAAAGGGUUUGCUGCAUUGCACCUCUUACUUGCACAAAUCUGUGAACAAACAACAAACACUUCAAUUGUUGUGUCCUUAGUUAGUUUGGAUGUGUGGGUCCCUUCCUGCUCUGUUCUCCCUAAUCAUGGUCUUCUUCAGUGCCUUCACUUGGUUUCAGUUAGCAUUGUGGGGUGUUGUGUCCUGAAAUGUAAAGCGGCUGCUGGCAGGACCCUUGAAGUUCACUGGAUGUCACUGGAAGGCUACUGUCCUGCAUGGAAACUAACUACUGGUUUAAUCAAUUUUGUUUCCACAUAAUUUCAACCCUCAAAUUCAAUGUGAUGAAGUUGAACUGUUUGGAGUAGAAAAGAGAUAUCAACGUAAGAGAAUUUCAGAUUUUGUUCACCUAACUUUUAACAUAAAUCCAAUGACUUGGUGACAUUUUUUGUUGAUUUCACAUUGAAUUAAAGUUAGUUGACAACUCAACCAAAUCAAAACUAUAUGUAGAACUGACAUCUGUGCCCAGUGGGUACUGACUGGAUGGCACAGGCUAACGCUAUAUAGCUUCCACUGAAAUGAUCAAAUAUCCUGGUUGCUGUACUUACUUGAACAUGAUUUUGGCAAAAAGUUGUAGAUAAUCAAUUGUGUAGACAUACAUUCAUUGUGUAUUUAACUGUUGGAAUGAAUAUAGAUUGAUAUACUGGAAUUGUGAUUGUUAGUAACCCCUUUUGGCCAUAGCCAAUAGCCCAUGAAAACAUGUUUCUCUGAGUUCUCAUUUCUCAAAUCUGACAUCUGCUGCUUUGGGUUAGUCCACGUAUCCAUGACGAUCCCAAGCAACCAUGACGAUCCCAAGCCUUUGUAUAUAUCAGGAGUCGACUGUAUUCAUCCACAUGUUUUGAUGAACCAAAUGUCCUCGACCCAUUGAAAAAGGGGUUAAAUGUGUACGUUGUCUCUGUUGAUGUGUUUUCUAUGUUUUCUCAUAGUUCAGAGACUAACAAGACAAUGGGGUUAUGAUCUGUGUUGUGUAUGUUAGACUUACUGGUUGAAAGCCCACAGACACUUUUUGUAAUAAAAUGGCAAUAUUUUUUACAAUA
This is a messenger RNA of Oncorhynchus tshawytscha (Chinook salmon), 7923 nucleotides long. It is a transcript of the gene impg2b, whose product is annotated as interphotoreceptor matrix proteoglycan 2b. The record is from RefSeq and is a predicted model, not a curated record. Gene Ontology annotation, molecular function: hyaluronic acid binding; heparin binding. Lineage: Eukaryota; Metazoa; Chordata; Actinopteri; Salmoniformes; Salmonidae. Bases 180 to 6491 code for a protein of 2103 amino acids. The transcript has 21 exons. Gene Ontology annotation, biological process: visual perception.